AUGAGACGCAAUAUGAGGAGUGACCCAAAAAAGAGACAUUCCAUGUUGAUGGCACCUUCAACUUUGGACAUAACCGGGAUCUCGUCGUUCGCGGCGUUCUCGGGUCUUUACAACUCGAAGUCGGGCAACAAAUCGGCAGACGACGUGGCCACAUCGAAAGCAGAACCAACAGCACAGCGUGGCUCGGGAAAACCUAAAAACACCAGUUUGAAACGCAGCACCGUCUUGCUGGACGACAACAUGGUUCGUGAAUACAAUCUUGCCAUCCAGGAGCUGGCUCAGGAAAACGGCAGUCGAUCUUCGCCCAGCUCUCGCAAAACCCCGCAUCGUAUACACCACAGCUCAGUCUCUGCGUCGUCCAGCAUGUCGUCGCUAUUCUCGCGCGAAAGCACAAUGUCGAUCCAAGACCUCAUGUAUCAGGAAUUAAGCCCGGAGUCUGCGGGACAGACUACUUAUCAUCAAAAGGGGUUUUUCACGGGCACGAUGGAACUCGAGCUUGUGGAUUGGGAAGACGAGGAAUUUAGUGGGAAGCCCUCAAGGACUCAACUGGACUUUUUCUAG
Messenger RNA from Lachancea dasiensis, 561 nucleotides. NCBI's taxonomy places the organism in Eukaryota, Fungi, Ascomycota, Saccharomycetes, Saccharomycetales, Saccharomycetaceae. The record is from the annotation of a GenBank genome assembly.